CUCCCUCUACUCUCCCCGCCGCCGCCCCCAGGGAGGGCGCAGAGCCCGGCCGGGAGGGAGCUGGUGCCGCCGAGAGGAAGGCAAAGUUGUGAGCGGAUGCUGCCGGCGCGAGACCCGAGCAGCGGAGAGUCGGAUCCGCCCCCGCCGGAGGAGGCUCGGCGCCUGGGGACACUGGCACGCUAACGGCUGGGGCAGAGGAGCAUGUGGGAGAAAAGACCUCCGGGGGUUGCAGCUCAGCUCCGUUCCAUCUGACAACCAUGCAUGAGUGUCUCCUGUAUGCCUGGGCCAGUGCUAAAGGAUAAUGAGGUUCCAAACUCCCCAUCCUCCAUGAAGAGAUGAUCAGCACUGAACAAAUCAUUUCAAGGAGGAGAGGGUGUCCCCCACCUGAAGACAACCAGCCAGGUCCUGAGUGAUGUCCCCAAGCUGAGUGCCCACAGCCCCACCCUUCCCCAUGGAGAAAGGACUCGCUUUGCCCCAGGAGUGCCGGGACUUUCUGCACAGCCUGAGGAUGAGGAGCAAAUAUGCCCUUUUCCUGGCUUUUGUGGUGGUGGUUUUUGUCUUCAUUGAAAAGGAAAAUAAACUCAUCUCGAGGGUCUCGGACAAGCUGAAGCAGAUCCCUCAGUCCCUGGUAGAUGCCAAUAGCACCGACCCAGCCCUGGACUUGGCGGAGAACGCAUCCCUCUUGUCCCUGAGUGAGCUUGAUUCAGCCUUCACGCAGCUGCAGAGCCGCCUGCGAAAUGUCAGUCUGCAGCUGGGCGUGGAGCCAGAGGAGGAGGCCGAGCGGGAGGAGGAGCAGGAGAAGGAGGAGCAGCCACCGCCACCGGCUAAGGCCGGACCCCGGCGCCACGUGCUCCUCAUGGCCACCACCCGUACCGGCUCCUCGUUCGUGGGCGAGUUCUUCAACCAGCAGGGCAACAUCUUCUACCUCUUCGAGCCGCUGUGGCACAUCGAGCGCACGGUGUCCUUCGAGCCAGGAGGCUCCAAUGCAGCAGCCUCGGCCCUGGUCUACCGCGACGUGCUCAGGCAGCUCUUCCUGUGCGACCUGUAUGUCCUGGAGCCUUUCAUCAGCCCCCUGCCCGAGGCCCACCUGACCCAGUUCAUGUUCCGCCGGGGCUCCAGCCGCUCCCUCUGUGAGGAUCCCGUGUGCACGCCCUUCGUCAAGAAGGUCUUUGAGAAGUACCACUGCAAGAACCGCCGCUGCGGCCCCCUCAACGUGACGCUGGCUGCCGAGGCCUGCCGUCGCAAGGAGCACAUGGCCCUCAAGGCCGUCCGCAUCCGGCAGCUGGAGUUCCUGCAGCCGCUGGCGGAGGACCCCCGGCUGGACCUGCGCGUCAUCCAGCUGGUGCGUGACCCCCGGGCGGUGCUGGCAUCCCGCAUGGUGGCCUUCGCCGGCAAGUACGAGACCUGGAAGAAGUGGCUAGCGGAGGGACAGGACCAGCUGAGAGAAGAAGAGGUGCAGCGACUGAGGGGCAACUGUGAGAGCAUCCGCCUGUCUGCGGAGCUGGGCCUGCAGCAGCCAGCCUGGCUGCGGGGCCGCUACAUGUUGGUGCGCUACGAGGACGUCGCCCGCAGGCCCCUGCAGAAGGCCCGGGAGAUGUACCGCUUCGCAGGCAUCCCCCUGACCCCGCAGGUGGAGGACUGGAUCCAGAAGAACACCCAGGCGGCCCGGGAUGGCAGCGGUAUCUACUCCACGCAGAAGAACUCCUCAGAGCAGUUUGAGAAGUGGCGCUUCAGCAUGCCCUUCAAGCUGGCGCAGGUGGUGCAGGCCGCCUGCGGCCCCGCCAUGCACCUCUUUGGCUACAAAUUGGCACGGGAUGCCGCCUCGCUCACCAACCGCUCUGUCAGCCUGCUGGAGGAGCGUGGCACCUUCUGGGUCACGUAGGGAGACUGGGUCACGUGCACCCCUCCUCGUGAAAGUCCCGCCCUGCCUUCCUCACACCCAGGCCGGCGGUGCGGCCGCGGCACUCGCAGAGGAAGGCGGGAAACCGUGCAGUGAGCAGGCCGCCCCUCCGCUGUAGAAGUAGCCCCCAGCCACAUAGCUUCCCCACCGCAGCUGUGGGCUGGGGUUUCUUGCUGAGAACAGGACAGUGCCCUGUCCCUUUAAGAGCCAUCAAAACCAGACAUAGGGAGCAGCAGUUUCCUGAGCAGGCCCAGGCAUGUCCUGGCCUAGUGACAGCGCCCCUCCCCGUCUUUCUCUGUCUCUGUCUGUCUCUCUCUCUCACACACACACAUACACACGCACGCGCGCGCACACACACACACACACACACACACACACUUGAAACACACAUAAAUGCCUAUAGACCCUGUGGGACAGAGUCCAAAUAUUUAAAAAUCAGAAGGAUCUGUGGACAUUGACUAGUCACAGUUGCAUCUCCCACAGUGCUCCAGUGUUAACCUUUCAGUCUCCGGAUUUCUACACAAUCUACUAUGGAUUCUGGUUGGGUCCCUGGGGGAGGACUAGGACAGCCCAGGGCGUUAGAGGAUGGCAGUUGAGGCUUACCAACCAAGAACGAUAGAAUAGUUUCAUAAAUGGGAUAAUGUGCUGGUUGCUGAUGAAAUCGGCUCUUAUACAGAACUACAAAACACAGGUAUAAAGAUAAAUUCCUAUAUGCACACCACACACACUGAAAAACAUCAUAAACACACAAUUCCACACACACGCAUGUAAAUACACAGACAAGCUCCCCCAUUGCUUUAUGCCCACAGGGUUUAAGGGUUUACAGGUUUUCUCUUUAUCAUACACCUUAUGAGGAGUCUUUAAUUAUUUGGGGGCAGGGGAAGGAAACAGUCAUAGGCCACAACCCCGUUGCCCAACCAGGUUUAGGAUGAAUGGUGGACACAGAACUUCCAAGUCCUGCGCUUCUGCCUUGGAGUCACAUGACUACCUCCUCUGGCCCAUUUAUAUCCUCACUGCUGGCAGGCAGGAUGUUUUGAAAUGGCGUGGUCCACUCUCACGUGUCUGCAGCCCAAAGGCCCCAUCCCAGUUUGGCUGGUGUCCUAGAGCAUGUCUAUAUUUGAAGGCUGCCUGGGGCCUGAUGGGCAGAAGCAGCUGUGGUCCCUGAAGGCAAAAGGCAGCGCAUGGGUCCUGCGCUUGCAGCCAGGCCUCUGUGGGGCAGGUCCUGGAAGACAGUCCAGAGCGCUCCUUGGGGAGAAGUCACAUCAGGAUAGCCCCUCCCCUGAGAAGACAGGGGAACGAGGUCGGCCUCCUGGUUGGUCACUAUGGUUAUGUGGUUAGUGUCUGGAAUUCCUCCUUUAGGGCUCUGGGAAGAGUAUUGCUCAACUCAGGAUGGACUGGGUGUUUUAUUUUAUUUUAUUUUUUAUUUUUAUUAUUUUUUUUUAGGUUAUUUAUGGUUUGGUGUUUUGUGGCUGUGUUUUCGGUUUUGUUUCUGCAGGAGUGCAGCUUGGAAGCAAUCUGUGCUUGAGGGGCUGAGGGGGUUCUGGGAGGAGCAGCAGGGAGCGCUCUGCUGAAGGGAGAGGAGGAAAAGAAAGAGCCUUACUCCAGAAGGAUCAGAGCCUAGGUGGCCAUGUGGCAACCCACAUGCCCCACGGACUUUUCUGUUUGAACCCCAUGUGGAACAAAUCUCAGCAACCACCAACGUUCUUUGCUGCGUGUCCAGAAGCAGCAUAGAUUAGCAGCCCUUCCCUGAGAAGAGGCCGGAUUUGAACAUUUCUCCCAGGGCCAAUCACAUUUUCUGGGGGUUCAGGGGCCUAUAACCAAGCAGGAAAUUGUACCCAAAAUAGAAGUCUUUCCCCACUCCCAGCCCAACCCAGGGAGCAGAACUCAGUACCACCUUAGAACUUGCAGGGAGCUGUCACAGUUCACUAAGGCUGUUUCUGAUUUCCUGGACAACCUCUCUGUCAGAUCCGUCCCAUUGUCAAACCCAGAGGGCUGAGUUUUGGUUUGAGUAAUGUGGACACAAGGGAAAUAUGGGAUCUAAAUCCAGCUGGUGUUGCUGUGGGGAAGGAAGGGGUGUGCCCCGGCUGGAAACCACCUUUUGAUAAGGUGAGGAUGGUAGCCAUCUUGUGGGGUCUGUUACAAUCGCUGUAUUUGAGCUGCCGUGUCUCCAUCACCAUGGACUUCAGCCAUUCGAAGAGGUCUCCACUCUAGGUUUUUCAGUCCAAGAAUAAGUGAUGCAGGGAGCUGGCUCUAAUUUGGGGUCUAAAGGGACUCCAGCUCUGAAAACUUGACUCUGGGGGAGAGUGGGGCCAGGAUUUUUCUGGCAGGCCCAGAAGUGCUGGCAGUUUUUCCCCAGCCCCUGCCCUGCUCCCUGUACUAUUCCCCACGUGGGGAUGUGAGGGCACGCUCCCCUAUCCGGGGUGCUUCCUGGAGCCUUCUGAGUAUGGACAGCAGACUUCCGCCUUCCGUCCUAUGUCCAGGGCCAAGGCCUCCAUCCCUGAGCUCUGAGGACUGUACCAAGAAUGGACCUUUGGGACCUCUCAGGACAUUGACAAUUUGUAUAUUGCAAGUUGACUUAAUUUAUUUAUUUUAUGAAAAAGAAGAGACAGAAAAUACCUUAUUAUUUGCAGGGACUCAAAGCUGUACCCAAAACAAGAAAGACAAACAUAAUAAUAGAAACCAGUCACUCACUCCACACACAACAAGGACACUCCAAGAGGAUUCAGGAUACAAGAGGGAACUAAACCAAGAGCUCUGGAGUCGAGAUGGCCCCAAGCUAUUGUUUAAGGAACUUCCUUCUCUUCCUCUUGUCGGUUUGAAGAUGCAAAAGUAAGGCCUUUUCUUCUGUGUGACCUUUACCCACAUAUCUGAAGGGGGACCCAAGUUAAGUGAGUCUUGCCUCAGGGCUCAGCAGUACUGGGGUUUAGAGGACAGGGUGGGGGUGACUAAUGACUUUACACUCCGUGGGACCUGGUUGGAGUCAUGUCUUUGGGGUUUUCAGCAUGGAGCUGGGCUGGGAAAAAUGGUCCAGCUGGGAACUAAUGCCUCCUUUUCCAGCAAGGCCGGCCCUGGUUUCUCUGCUCCUGCUGAUGCGCCAGGAGCCUUCCCCUCCGCAGCACCCACCUGCCUCGAGACAGAGGGAGCAGUUAAUGCCUCAGCUCCACAGCUGCCAGCUUCCCCGGAACAAGAGGCCCAUUCAGCAAUGAGUGUUUACUCGUUUUCUUCUUCUUGAAGAAGACCUCUCUAGCCCAGCCUAUAUAAAUAGUUCAGAACAUUCCAAGCACUGGUGAGACAGGGCAGUGUCUAACACCCGCAGGCUCUUGCCACGACUGCCCAUUUCUGGAUUCUCCUGCACCUUGUUUGGAAACCUUGGAAUGGAUGAGGGCAUGGGGCAGCGGGGAGCGGGUCUUUGGGAGUCAUUGAUGGGGACAGGAUUCCUGAGUCCUCAUGGAGAGGGCAAAGGAAGAAGCAGAUGUGCAGCUCUGUCACAUGCCCCCUGCAGGUUAUCACUGAGUUAUUACUAAGGUUGAGAGACAGGAGCAAAUUCUAGCUUUUAUCCCUUUAUGUGAUGCACACACUUGAAAAUAAAUAACUAAAUGAAUAGAAAAAAAUGCUUAAUGAAGAGUUUACUCUACGUCUGCCAGCACCCUCAGCCAGAAACUGGUUUAAUGGGGCAGCUGCUAACCAAACCCCCAAGAGCAGAGGGCACUCAUUCAGUCCAUUACAGUGGCAUCUUUCCCUGCCAUCUGUCUGAUGAUGAAGUGAGUUCCAGCAGAAGAUCAAGGGAUUCCUGUCCCAAAAGAUGGAUGCUUGACCUGGACAGCAGACAGGAGAUUAAAGCAUCGGAUGGUCUGGUUCUGCCCCUGAAGGUCUCUUGCAUCCCUGGCUGAUCCUCAACCACAAUGGGGUCUGUUUUAAUUGACUAUAGGGCCUAUCCCUUGACAGGCCUUGGAUUAUGAAGAGCAAGAGCAGAAGACUGGGUGGCUGCGUCCCCAAGGCAGUCACCUCUCACUCCCAUCCCCAAAGGCUAAAAGCAAAGGCAGGUCUCAGAGGGAUGGGUUCUCAGCAGGGAGAACUAGGGGGACAGAAAGGAUGGGUGGGGGAAUAGGUGCCUGCAGAGAACAAGUGGCUCUUGCCAAUCUGUACAAACUGAAAGAAGGAGCAUCCACUAAAAUCCAGAGGCCCCAGGUUGCUGGGUUUGCUUGUGAAGAUUCCCAGGACAUGUCCAACUAGGCGGGAGGGAGAAGACCUGAAUACAGCCACAUUGCUUCUCAACUACCCACGGUUUCAGGAACAGUGGAAGCUGCUCUUUACCUCAAAAAGACAAAGCAGAAUUGGCAACUUCAGAUGUCUCAAGAGCUUCAAGAUCCUUUGGUCUUGUGUCCUUUGUCAUUUCAUGACUGUGCCUGGGGAAUGAAUAAGUUAUGCAUUUCCAAAAAUACAGACAUGGUGCCAACCUCAUUGGCCUAGCUCAUAUUAUAGAUCAGGUGUUUUAUUUGGGAAACAAAAUGACUCACGUAUCCUGCUUUCUCUAACACUGGGCUUGACCUGGCAACCCCUGAAGUCUCCAUCUCAUCAGUAUGUCCUAGGCCAAGUCUGCCUGGCUUCCCUGUUCCCUCCUGGAUCCUGAAAACUCUGUCUUUUUGCCAAGACCUUGGCCCUGUGUCAUGUUUCAUGGCCACACAGUACAGGACACUUUCUUCAUGGCCAUGGUGUAUACAUAUGUGUCCACACGUAUGUAUGUGUAGCAUGCAGCUCAUUCUGCUCAGCCACAUUGCUCCCAGCCCCCUUGCCAUCAAUGUCUCAGAUGUCCUUGCCAUGGUUACAAUCUGCCGUCUCCUGGAAACGCAGGGGCUGCCCUUCAGAGAGCUGGCGGCCACCCCUGGUCAGGGUCUGCUUUGCGGAACAGAAUGUGAAUCCAUCACUUGAUGGCUUACUUGACUUAUUUAAUUAAAGAUGGAAACAUGCA
Pteropus alecto (black flying fox) is the source of this 6869-nucleotide messenger RNA. It is a transcript of the gene CHST3, whose product is annotated as carbohydrate sulfotransferase 3. Bases 452 to 1882 code for a protein of 476 amino acids. The transcript is spliced from 5 exons. Gene Ontology annotation, molecular function: chondroitin 6-sulfotransferase activity; N-acetylglucosamine 6-O-sulfotransferase activity. Gene Ontology annotation, biological process: carbohydrate metabolic process; N-acetylglucosamine metabolic process. The record is from RefSeq and is a predicted model, not a curated record. Gene Ontology annotation, cellular component: Golgi membrane. NCBI's taxonomy places the organism in Eukaryota, Metazoa, Chordata, Mammalia, Chiroptera, Pteropodidae.